This is a messenger RNA of Cylicocyclus nassatus, 462 nucleotides long. NCBI's taxonomy places the organism in Eukaryota, Metazoa, Nematoda, Chromadorea, Rhabditida, Strongylidae. The record is from the annotation of a GenBank genome assembly.
AUGACUUACAUGGGCAAUGUCGUCGGAAUGUUUUUGGUUAUGACAACUGCAAACCCGCAACAACGACAAUUUACUCUUUUUCACAAGUUCAGCACAGAAGUUCGACCAUCUGAGAUGGUACAACGGGAUGAUCGAAUUCGAGUGAUGGCAUGCUUAUUUGAAGAAAUUGCUGAAUCAGAUGAGGAGGAUGUUCAGCUCCCAGAACGAACUUCACCGGAUGGGCGAUCACCAUUUGCCGUCGCAUUCGAUUCCCCUUUUGCCGAACGGCGCAGAACUUCCCCUCGGAAUCUGAGCCCUACUUGUGCGAGGAAACUCGCCAUACCUCGACUAUGUCGUGGAUGUUCGGAUUCGUUCCUAGGCCGCCGACAUCCAGUCAUUUUCGGAUCUCUCAGUCCCGAAAGACACGAUGCGGGUUUGAAUUUUUUGACCCUUCCAUCAAUACCUGAGACAACAUCAUUGUGA